AUGAGACUAUUGAUUGUUUUAAUUUAUACAACUCAUCAAACUUUGAUUUAUUAGUUUUAUGCUAAUUCAUACAACAGGGAUGGAUGGCAGGAUUUGGGAGGUGAUACUAUUUUUACUUCUUGCGGAGGGAUUCAAUAUUUUGGGUCAUCUUGGGGGGGUACUGUUGUUAAUAGUAAAUUAUUUGACGUCCCCGAAGAUCAUUCCCAUAUUAGAGUAGAUUGUUAAAUAUUAAAUAUUGAUGGAGACACUUCUGUUCCUGUAUUUGAAGUAGAUUAUAGAAGAAGACCUGAUUUUUAGUCAACCUUUACAUCCUAAAAUUAAGUUUGUGGAAAUUCGCAAUAAGAAUACAUUUAGUCGACAACUUUAAUUAUUUAGCAUAAUAGACGAACUGUUUGGAUGUUUGUUGAAACAUUUAAUGGAGGAGGAUUAAUAUCAUUAAAAUUAAGUACCGUUAAAUGUUAGUAUGAUUGUGAUGGAUGCAUAGAGAAUUAAUAAAUAUUUUGCUUAAAAUGGAAACUGCAUUAAUAUUCAUUUACCUAGAAAUAUCUGACAAAUUUUGAUGGAUGGGUAUAUGUAUCAUAGUAUUCGGAUCAUUACUAUUGUGGAUAUUGCCAAUAUUUGUUAUAUUAAUAAAUUCAAUAUUCUACUAAACUCCCUCUUCAUAAAGACGUAUUCAUAAGGUUUUUUAAAGCAGAUGGGUAUACUAUUAUAGUAGACUAUUAAUAAGGCAUAAAAACUAUUAGCUCCUUUUAUUAGCAAGUAGAAAUAUUAAUAGAAAAUCAUUAUGAUCCUAUAUUAAUACUCAAGAUUAAAACUCAACCAAUCAGUGAUUAUGGUUAAAUAAGAGAUUUUGAUGUAUUUUAUACUUUGCCAGAAAAAAUGCUAGUUAAUUAUUUGAAUUAAGGAUGUUAAGAGUAAAUUGAGGAUAAAUGCUUAAUUUGCUAAGAAGGUUGGAUUUAAGAUAAAUUUCUAGAAACUUGUCAUCCAAUAUGCCCUGAAGGAACAAUUGAAGAUUAAUAUUGCUCUUUAAAAGUAAUUUAGCCUUAAUCAGCAUUAAUAGUAAGCAAAUUGAAAGAGGGUUGUUUAGAGUAAAUUGAUAAUACAUGUCUGAUCUGCAAAGAAGGUUGGGUUAAAGAUAAAUUUCUUGAGACUUGUCAUCCAAUUUGUGGUGAUGGGAUUAUUCAAGGUUAAGAAGAAUGUGAUGAUGCUAAUUUAAUAUCUAAUGAUUCUUGUUAUUAAUGCAAAUAUUCAUGCAUAAACUUUUGCAAAACUUGUGUAUUUGGAAUUUGUUAUGAAUGUGUUUUUGGAUUUGAUCUUAAUGCUGAUUUAAAUUGUGUUUCUUUUUGUGGAGAUGGUAAUGUGGUUCCUUAUUCAGAUGAAUAAUGCGAUCUAAAUGAUAAUGAAGAAUGGGAUCAUUGUUAGGAUUGUAGAUUUGUAUUAAUAGCUAAUUGUAAGCGUCAACUACUUUCAAUGUGCUUGGUGUGUGAACUUGGAUAUUAACUGUUAGAAAAUGCAUGCUUUCCUCAUUGCGGAGAUAAAUACGUUCUCUAAUAAUACGAAGAAUGUGAUGAUGGUAAUUUACAACCUUAUGAUGGUUGCUUUGAAUGUAAGUUUCAAUGCGCUGAAGAUUGCAACAUAUGCUAUCUAGGAUAAUGCCUUCUAAAAUGUGAAGAUGGAUAUAGAUUUCUUAAUAAUAGGUGCCUUUCUAUUUGUGGUGAUUAAAUUGUCACAAAAGAAGAAGAUUGUGAUGAUGGCAAUAAAAUCUAAUUUGAUGGUUGCUUUGAUUGCAAGUAUUCUUAUUCAUGUCCAGAAAAUUGUUAUGAAUGCUAUCAAGGUAUUUGUUUAAAGUGCAAUGAUUAAUAUUAAUUACUAAUUUCAAAUUAAUGCAAAUUAUAAUUAUAAUGUGGAGAUGGAUUGCUUUAGUAAUAAGAGGAAUGCGAUGAUGGAAAUUCAGAAGUACUUGAUGGAUGCAAGGAUUGCUUGAUUGAAUAAAAUUGGAUAUGCACCGCAAUGAUAAGAGAUUCUCCUAGCUAAUGCGCGUUUAUCUAAGCACCAAAAUUAGUAAUUUCUUAUCUCAACAUGACUUCAAAUUCAUAAUACAUAAGUAUCUAGUUUAAUUAAAAAGUAAAAAUUUACUCAACCUAAAAAUUAUCAGAAACCAUAAAUUGUAAUUUAUCAAAUUUAAAUAAGAAGAAUUGGAAUAGCAGCUUAUAUAUCAUUUAGGAUGUGGGAUCAGAUGUAAGUUUUGGAGAAUAUAUUAUCGAAAUAGAAAUUCAAUAAUUACUUGAAUUUCGACCUAUCUUAACAAUUGAAGUAAAUCAGACAGUUGCUAAUUAUGAUAAUUCUUUUUUGGAUGACUUUACAAAAUCAAUAACUUUACAAUAUCCAUAAUAUCUUGGAGAAACUUAAAAGGAGUAUGCUUACAAGUUGAAAAAUUUAAAUAUGUAUUUGAUUUAUGGUUUGUCUGGUAUUACUUGUGCAAAUCUACUAUUAGGAAAUGGAGAUUUAUUUAUCGAAAUUUUGGCAAUCCUUCAAUCCCAGUAAUAUUUGAGAUACAUUAAUCUGUAAUUUCCAUAAAAUUUAGAGAUCUAUUUUUCUGUUAAUGACUUGAUAACAAUUUAACCUCUAUUAGAUUUUAUAGAUUUUUCAUAAAUAUUUUCAUUAAUUGAGCUUUAGUAAAAUUAAUAACCAUAUUCUGAAGGAAAAUUUGCUGUUUACUAAGAAAACCCAACCUUAAUCAUCAAUCUUUCAUUCCAAAUAUUAUAAUGCUUGAUAUUUUUAUUUCUUAUUUUGUUGUGUAAUUUGAUAAAAAAAGUAAUAUACAAAUGGAUAUUUUGUUAAAGGAACUUUUACUAUGCCUAAACUUUAUCCUUAUAGAUAAAUCCAAAAAUAGUUUUUAAGUGUUAGGAAUCCUUUUAUAAAAUUUGCCUAAAAUUACUAAAUUUGAAGAAAUAUAUGUCUUUUUAAGGUUUAUAAAAAGCCUUAAUUCUAAAUGGUUGGGAUAUGACAUUUAAAAUACUAUUGUAUACACGAACCUUUUCAACUAAUAAUUACUUAGAUAUUGUACAACUUAUUAUAACCUGUGUACUUCUAAUUCUUUAUGUUACCAUAUUGCUAGAUAGUUUCAAAAGUAAGUAAACAUUUUCAAAGUUGAAAAGGUUUGAAAUUUUAAUUUAUGGUAGAUAAUUUUUCUUUUUAUUCUACUUGAUUUUUUGUCAAAAUUCCCAAAUAUUAUAAUUAGGAUUACUCUUCAUGACAAAUAUACUUUAGAUUAGUUUGUUAUUUAAUUAUAGGCAUAUUCAAAAAAGAAAGAAUUAUAUUGUUUAGAUGGUGGUUGAGAUAUCUGUAUUGACUUUUAUGCUUAGUUCAUUCUUAUACAUCUAAGAAUGUAAUGAAUACUUUAAUGAAGAGAAAAAAAUAAUAUUGGGAUGGAUUCAUAUAACCAUUUUAUCUACAGGUAUUAUAGUAGAAACAAUAUUUAUCAUCAAAGAUUUAUAUUAAGCAUGGAAAAGGUUAUACAAAAGGAAAAAGCCAUAAUGUGCUAGAAGUUAGUUAUUUAUAUGA
Molecule: messenger RNA, 3564 nt
Organism: Paramecium tetraurelia
Lineage: Eukaryota; Ciliophora; Oligohymenophorea; Peniculida; Parameciidae
Exons: 3
Source: RefSeq, a predicted model, not a curated record